CAGCCGACGUCACCCCACGAGUCCGUCACGUGACGCCUGCGAUCACAUGACGAGCAGAAGCUGAAAACAGGAAGAGGCGCACCGAGCACAUUUAUCAACCGGGACAGUGUGCGAGAAUGGCCUCGUCGGUGGAGAGGACGGACGAUCUGGUGCGAGAAUAUCUGAUCUAUCGCGGGUUCACCAGCACACUAAAACACCUGGACUCCGAGAUCAAAGCGGACAAGGAGAAAGGCUUCCGAGUUGAUAAGAUCAUCGAUCAGCUCCAGCUGCUGAUUCAGAGUUAUGAUCUGGCGGGUCUGAAGGAGUACUGGGCGUAUCUGGACCGCAGGCUCUUCUCCAGACUCGAGGACGUCUACAGACCCACCGUCAACAAGCUGAGGACCAGUCUGUACCGCUUCUACGUCAUUCACACCGUUCAGACGAAGAAUCACGAGAGGACGGCCGAGUUCUUCCAGAAGCAGGCUCUGGAGCUGCAGACUCAGGUGGAGUGGAGAGACUGGUUCGCUCUGCCCUUCAUCCCUUCUCCGGAGCAGAAUCCCUCCUUCUCUCCGUAUUUCUCCCGGCAGUGGGCCGACACUUUCCUGGUGUCUCUGCACAACUUCCUGAGCGUCCUCUUCCAGUGCAUGCCUCAGCCUGUGCUCCUGAGCUUCGACAACGAAGUGCAGAGAAUCAAAAGCGUGCAGGAGGAGAACGAGGAGCUCAGACAGAUGUUGUUUGCUCUUCAAGGAGAAUCGCGGCAGAAGAAAGACGAGGAGAUGGUCCAUCACAAACUGCCGGCGUACGUCCAGCACAUGGACCGACUGGGAGACACUGAGCUAGAUCUCGUGUCCAGUCAGAGGAACGUCAACAUGACCACGCCGUCCAGAAACUUCUUCUCCACCUUCCUCCCUCAGACUCGACGGGCCCCUGGGAGGACGGCCCCGGGGCCACAGUCCUCGCCCACACAGGCCUCGCUGGGAAGGAAGGACCCCGCCGCCGCACAGUCUGCGAAAGCAAAAGAUCUGGCUUCCGCAAAAGACUCGAAGAUGCCCGCCGUUUCCACGGCGACGGUAGAUUCGGCCACGGGUCAUUCCCGACAGAGACGACAGCACGACCACGAGAAAGAGAGAAAAGAGCUUCUCUCUAAACUCCCACCGCAGAGCACGGAGAAGAAAACCGAUUCGGAUCCCGACGCUCAAAACGAAGCUUUUCCUGAUCAAACAGACUCCACCAAUCAGGCGCGAGUAUGUGAAGUGGGCGGAGCUGCAGUGGAGCAGCCCUUCAUUAAGUUGAGUCAGGAAGAGUAUGGAGAGCAUCACUCAUCCAUCAUGCACUGCAGGGUGGACUGCUCCGGCAGGAAGGUGGCCAGUCUGGAUGUGGACGGGGUGGUGAAGGUGUGGGCUUUCAAUCCCAUCAUGCAAACCAAAGCCACUAUCAUGUCCAAGUCCCCACUGCUCUCUCUGGAGUGGGCGGCCAAACCCGACAGACUGCUGUUGCUCGGCAGUGGCGUCGGCACGGUGAAACUUUACGACACGGAAGCCAAGAAGAACCUAUACGAGAUGUCGAUAGACAACGUCCAUCUACGGAUCCUGUCGCUGGCCUGCAGUCCGAGUGGAACGUCGUUCGUUUGCUCCGCCGCGGCUCAAGCUGCUCCUUCGGGUGUCGCGACGGAGGGCGACGCGCGGCUUUCAGCUCCCGUGUCCGGACAGCUGCUGCUGUGGGACACCAAAACCGUCAAACAGCAGCUGCAGUUUGCUCUGGAGCCGGGUCCGGUCGCUAUAAACUGUACCGCGUUUAACCACAACGGAAACCUGCUGGUGACCGGAGCCGCGGACGGGAUGAUACGACUGUUCGACAUGCAGCGUUACGAGAGCGCGCUGAGCUGGAAAGCUCACGACGGUGAAGUGUACAGCGUGGAGUUCAGCUACGACGAGAACACCGUCUUCAGCAUCGGAGAGGACGGGAAGUUUGUUCAGUGGAAUAUCCACCGCUGUGGCGUGAAACAGUCGGAGUACUCGCUGUCCCAGGAUGCCGUGGGGCCGUUCGUUCUGUCGGGUUACAGCGGAUAUAAACAGGUUCAGGUUCCACGCGGUCGACUCUUCGCUUUCGACUCGGAGGGACAACAUGCUCUCACCUGCUCCAGCGGCGGAGGAGUCAUCUACCGGCUGAAUAAGGCGGACACGGGUCUGGAAAGCGUCUUGUCUCUCGGCGGUCAUAAAGCACCUGUCGUGACGGUUGAUUGGUGCUCGGCGAUGGACUGUGGCACCUGUCUCACCGCGUCUAUGGACGGCAAGAUCAAACUUAGCACUCUCCUCGCUCAGAAACCCUGAGCUCACAAAACAAGCACAGCAGAGCCAGUGAGGAUGAUGAUGAUGAUGAUGAUGAUGAAUGAAGCAGAAUCUCUGCUUAAUCUCUUAAAUCAUAUGUCUCUCAAAGCAAUCAUCCCUGACAGGUGACCGUUAGUAAAUACAAACAGUGUUGCUAUUUUUCACAAAGCAUUUAUGGUUCUGUUUGCGUUAGUGAUGUCUGAGAACAUGGAGAAACGUUACUUGAGAAAGAACAAACAAACGAUGAAUAAAUCUUCAGUCAUGUCAGUAAGGAAAGGCAUUACCUGUAUAUUAAUGUCUAAUCUGAUGUUUUUCUUACAUGUGGAACCAUAAAAUAGAGCUUAGCCAAGUAAUAAACAAAUUUGAAUGAUGUUCAUAUAUGUAUAAUUUUUUUUUGCAUCCUGUUGAACAAUAAAAACGAAUGAUAAAUCAAAGUCCUGUGUAUCAUUUAAAGUGUGGUUUUGAGGCCUUAAGUUAAUUAAUAAAAGCAGCUGACAACAUUAUUUGUAUGAAUUAAUUUGAAACGUGUUCACAGUCAUUAACGGCAACGUCAGGUGUCUUAAACAUCUUAAGCAAAAUUAUUUAUUCAGUAGAAGUGUAUGAGCUCUUAUGUGUGACCUUCAAUACCUCACAUCCUUUCCUGGUAUUUUGUCAAUCAGUCAAUCAAUCAAUCAAUCAAUCAAACAAUCAAUCAAUCAUUUUUUUAUUUAUAUAGCACUUUUAACAACACAGAUUGUAUCAAAGUACAGUGUAGAUAGACCAGGAAUAAUUUUUAAUUCCUUAUGAUUCUGUCUCAUGGAUUUUUUUAUUUUUUUUUUACAUUUCACUGUAUGUUUUAUUUUUACACUCUGAGGGAUAAGUCUGAUUAUCUGUGGUAACCGAAAAGAAUAAACACUCCUUAUUGUCUUAAAGUUAUGACUUUUGGCUUUCUGAGCGCUUUCAAUAAUAUCGGCUUAAACAAACUGAACUGUUAGAAUGCUACUACUACUACUAAUAAUAAUAAUAAUCGUGUUAAAUAAUAUUUAUUGAAAAUCUUUACGUGCGCGUUCAUGAGAGCGGCGGUUCGCGCUGACGCGCCUAGGAAAAUCCGCGCCCAUAUUAUUGUGCCCUCGGUCAAUGAACACUGCAUUAACAGACAUUUUUACCUCAGACACACAUAUAUGAACCUACGCUAUGUUUUACGACAUGAGUCGCGACGAAGUAACGUUAGUUACUUGCGUCAUUAGAUUUCAAAGCUUGAAGUGGAGAGUUAUUCGAGCGCGAGUCGGACAUCUUGAAAAGUUUCGAUGCGUUUUUGGAGAAAUAAGGUCACGCUGAUUAGAACCGAGGUGAUUAAAAAGUGAUUCUCUUCAAAGGAUCAAUAAAGACCUAAGAACUGUCCCAUAAAGAGACUAUAGUCUUUUAACAUCACAGAAUCACAUCAAUACCUUAAUAAAAGUGUUUUUCUUAAUAUAGUGUUUUUCAAUAAUCUUAUAUUAAACUUUAGGAAAACACAAGGAAGUUGUUUAGCAUGUGCAAGAUUUUUUUUACAAGUAGAUGAUGUUGUCGUCUAUUAAAUAGGAUUUUUUCCCCUCUCUUUUAGAUCUGCCCAAUUAAUUCUGGCCAAAACAGUCUUUGUAUGAAAUCAACAACACCAAGGUGAGAAAAAAAUAUUUCUUUAUUUAAUUUUUUUUAGGGAACUAGUUUUUAAGUUAACCCUAAAGAACCGACCCAUGAGGAAA
This is a messenger RNA of Puntigrus tetrazona (Sumatra barb), 4027 nucleotides long. RefSeq names its product WD repeat domain 91 (gene wdr91). The record is from RefSeq and is a predicted model, not a curated record. The transcript is spliced from 16 exons. Gene Ontology annotation, biological process: early endosome to late endosome transport. Gene Ontology annotation, molecular function: protein binding; phosphatidylinositol 3-kinase regulator activity. NCBI's taxonomy places the organism in Eukaryota, Metazoa, Chordata, Actinopteri, Cypriniformes, Cyprinidae. Gene Ontology annotation, cellular component: late endosome membrane; extrinsic component of endosome membrane; early endosome membrane. Bases 117 to 2309 code for a protein of 730 amino acids.